Messenger RNA from Acaulospora morrowiae, 1071 nucleotides. The record is from the annotation of a GenBank genome assembly. NCBI's taxonomy places the organism in Eukaryota, Fungi, Glomeromycota, Glomeromycetes, Diversisporales, Acaulosporaceae.
AUGCCUAUCCCCUUUGUAACAAAAAGAUCAAUUAACGAAAGAAAAAGUGCGAUCAAUAUAGUAUCCCGACCUACUCAUAUACCCAUGCCGCGUUCAUUGACAUCUCCGACACCGCCAACAUCUCCAACAUCUCCGUUUAUCUUCAUAUCACCCCAAAGUCCACAUUUUACUUCGGUUCCAGGUGAUGGUUGUUCGGGGCCGAAAAACGAAGAAACAACAAACGACAUGUUCUUUAGGAUUGAUCCCGAUAGUUGCGCUCGAGGAAAAAACGUUCUAGUUCUUGGGGCAACAGGUGAACUAGGAACCCAGAUAGUCAACCAAGCUCUCGAUGCCUCGUACCACGUGACCGCUUUAGUUCGCUCAGAUUCUAACCUUCCGUUCACACGUUAUCAACUACGUAACCCCAAUCUUGUAAUAAUAGUCGGUUCCGUGUUUGAUCGUCAUGAUCUGGACAAGGUGAUUGAAGGUCAGGAUGUCGUCAUAAACUGCAUUGGCCCUCAACUAUUCGGCAACGACACUGAUGUAUGUUCUCGAAGUCAGAAGAUAAUAAUUGAAAGCAUGAUUAAAAACAAAGUUAGAAGAUUGAUUGCCAUCACCGCGCAAGGCAUUGGAAUAAUUAAUGGUGUGGAUUCUUCUAACAGUUCAAGCAGUUCCAGUUCUAGCAACAUUAGCAAUAACGAGCACGAUACCGAGGACUAUCCGAUAUCACCAACAACCUCAACAUCCACACAAAUUCCAGUGAUCUCAAAAGGGUUACAAAAGAUUUUUGGUAAAUUUUUUCCAAAUAAGAUUCUCAACGAUAAGGAACUGCAGGAACGAAUCAUCUUGGAAAAUAGUGAUUUGAUUGAUCAUACGAUAGUCAGACCUGGACGAUUGAUCAAUGGUGCAUUGACCGGUGUUUAUAAAAUAAUGGAUAGUGAUGAUGUCUGGAAGAACGAGAAAAGUGGUAAAACGAACUCGAAAAAGAACUCGGUCAAGAUAUCAAGAGCCGAUGUGGCGCAUUUCAUUAUGAGCGAGGUACAAUGCAAUCGAUGGAUGGGGAAAACAUUGAUAAUUGAAGGUAGUUCAUGA